AUGAAUUAUUAUUUAUAUAAAAAUUAUUCUCCUUCAAAAUAUAUAAAAAGUUAUAAUUUAUUUAAAAAAAACAAAAAUGUAAAAUACUUUAGUUAUGCACCAAUUCCUAAAAGAGUAGGAUUUACUAAACCUACAUUUAAGUUAAAUAGAAAAGCACAAAAAUAUAUAGUUAAUGUUCAGUGGUUAAAAAGUAGUGAUAAAAAAAAAUUAGAAAAAUUAUGUAAAAAUAUAAUAAAAGAUGCCAAUUCAUUUAAUAGCUAUGAAAUUAUUGAUUUAAUAUAUUAUUUAAGCAAACAUUCUUAUAAAAACAUUUAUUUAACUAUAGAACCAUUGUUAUUUCAUUUUUUUCUUAAAUAUAAUACUUCAGUUAACUUAAAUGGUAUUUCCCUUCAUAGAUUAUUGAGAGUACUCACAGAGUAUCAGGACUUAGUAUAUAGAGAAUGGAUAUACUCAAUUGCAAAAAUUAUCUCAAAAAAACAUGCUCAUAUAUCAAUGAGAGAUAUUCAACUUAUUUUAGAUGAUUUAGCUCUAUUUUAUGAUUUUCAAAUACAGUGUCAAAUAAUUCCGUUUUAUAAAACUAUAAUAAAUAGAAUUAACGAACUAGAAAUAAAAAGAUUACCUUUUCUUAUACAUGUUAUUGGUAGAAUUGGAUGUAAUAAUAAUGAUUUAUUAAAUAUUUUAUUUAACACUUUAAGAAAAAAUAUUUGUAAAAAUGAGUUGUAUAGAUCAGAUUUUUCAGGUUUAAUGUUGAGGGGUUUAGCAAAUCUUAAAAUAUUACCUGAUAAAAAUAUUUUAUAUCAAUUAUAUAAACCCGUAAGAGAUAAUAUAAAUUAUACUAAUAUAAAAUAUAUAUCGUGGUGUGCUGAUGGAUUUUCGAGGUUAAAUUAUUUCUUCCCAUUACCCCUACUUGUAAAUCAAAUAUUAAAAAUGAAAGAUAAAAUCUCCCAUCUUGAACUUAAUGAUUUUUCUUCUAUACUAAAUUGUAUUCAAGCAUAUAUUUUAAUAAAACUUUAUAACAAUCAUAGUGUGAAUUCAAAUAUGUCAAAAGGAAAAAGUUUUACAUUAUCUAGUAAAAAUAAUAAGAACAGUCUUUCUAAUAAUCAAGACCAAUUUAAUAGUGAUAUUUUGAAUAUUGAAACAAGUAAAAAUUUUAAAUGUUUUGAAAAUGACGAUAAUUUAAAUACUUUACAAAAUACAAAUAGUUCUAUGAAUAAAAAUUUAUAUAUUGAAAACCAAACACAUAUCGAAGAAAAUUUAAAAAAAGAAGAAAAAUUAUUUAUGAAUGAAAAUAACUAUUUGAAUGAAGAAAAAAAGUAUAUUAUUGAAAAUAAAGAGAAAUCAUUUUUUUCCAAUUUAAACCAUCAAACAAACCAUAAAGAAAAAAAAAAAAAAAAUGAUAUUAUCAUAGACAAAAAUGAAUUUAAUGUAAAAAAGGAAGGUAAGUAUAAUAACAAAGACGGCUGUAAGGAUAGUUAUUUAGAAAAUAAAGAAAGUAUAAACAUUUUCGAUGAAGAUACAAAAUCAAGUUCAAAUAAAAAAUAUUUAAAUGGAAUAUAUUCUAAUUUUGAUAUUAAUGAUAACUUAAUAUCUGUUGAAAAAUUAUAUGACAUUUAUUUAAAAUUAGAAAAUUUAAUUAUAGAAAAGAUUAGUGAAAGCAUUUAUAACAGUACCCCUCCUUAUAGAGUUAUUAUGUUUGAAUUGAUGACUAGAUUAUUUAGGUUUUAUGGGAAACCAAUUGAUCUAAUUUUAAACAUGAAAACACAUAGAUAUGAUACUUCAUUAUUAUUAAAAUAUACUAAUAGUUUGCAACUCAUUAUAUCUGAUCAAAAUAGUAGACAAAAAAGUAAUUCAGAAUUAUCUUUUUAUGUCAGACAAUUUGAUAUCUCAAAUGAAUUUUUUUUUGGAGAUGUAGGAAGUCUUGAAGAACCUCAAGAUUUAUUAGAUAAAGAAGAAAUAAAGAAAUUAGAGUGUGAAAAUAUGCAUGAACUAGCUAAAAAUAUAAAACAAAAAAAAAAUAAAGCAGAUAUAAUCGAAAAAACAUCCAUUGAUAAUAAUCAACAAAAAAUAAACGGAAAUAAUACAAAAUGUCAGAAUGAAGAAAAUCAUUUAAAUGUGAACAUUCCGUUGCCAAAAAUUUUUAAAAAUUUUUUGCACUCAAUAUUUUUUAGAACACCAGCAUUAGGAGGAAGAACCAUUAUGCUACUAUUAAUUGCAUUAGUGAGAUUAAAUUUUGGAGAAAGAGAAAAAUUAGAGUAUUUAAACCCAAUUAAUUCUCAUAUUUUACCUUUUAUGAAAGCCAAUGAAAUAUAUAGACCGUUGACAAAAUGCAUUAUUCGUGAAAUGAUUAGAAAACUAGAAACAUUUAAUGCAGAAGAAUUGAUCAUAUGUGCAAUAUGUCUAAAUGAAUUAGACGCUCUGAAUUUAAAUAAUGAUUUUUUUUCAUUACUAAUUGACAGACUUCUUAAUUUAAAAAAGGAUAAUUAUAUAAGCAAAGAUCAAUUAUUACAAUUAAAAAAAUUGUUCAACUUUUGGUUUAACAAAAAAAAAAAUCUUAUGAAAACCUUAAAUUUUACAUCAAUAAAACAAAUUAAAAAAUAUUUUUUUACCUAA
This is a messenger RNA of Plasmodium gallinaceum, 2610 nucleotides long. RefSeq names its product conserved Plasmodium protein, unknown function. The transcript has a single exon. NCBI's taxonomy places the organism in Eukaryota, Apicomplexa, Aconoidasida, Haemosporida, Plasmodiidae. The record is from RefSeq and is a predicted model, not a curated record. Bases 1 to 2610 code for a protein of 869 amino acids.